This is a messenger RNA of Platichthys flesus (European flounder), 604 nucleotides long. It is a transcript of the gene defbl2, whose product is annotated as defensin, beta-like 2. Bases 82 to 273 code for a protein of 63 amino acids. The record is from RefSeq and is a predicted model, not a curated record. The transcript is spliced from 3 exons. Lineage: Eukaryota; Metazoa; Chordata; Actinopteri; Pleuronectiformes; Pleuronectidae.
CCUCCCCCGUGAUGGAAAUGCUGUAUAAAUGCAGCAUCAGCCUGUCAACAGCAGUGUCUGAAUACUUAUUGGUGCCCGAACAUGAAGGGACUGAGCUUGGUUCUCCUGGUGCUUCUCCUGAUGCUUGCAGUCGGAGAGGGCGAUGAUCCAGAAAUGCAGUACUGGACUUGUGGGUAUAGAGGACUCUGCAGACGGUUCUGCUAUGCUCAGGAGUACAUCGUCGGUCAUCACGGUUGCCCUCGGAGAUACAGGUGUUGUGCUAUACGGUCUUAGCAGCUCCUGCAAGGUGUCCCGGCAUGAGGGCCGGCAUCUUCAGCUCACGCAGCUGGGAUCCUGGCAGCCGGCACAGCCUUCUUUCUCCAGAUAAACCAUCUUGACAUCUUUGCUGUCGAUCAGUCCCUCUUGGAUCUGACGCCGAGUGCUUUUGAAGUGGACUUUAUAUGCUGUACUAAGAACCUAACUCAUUUACUCAUGUUGCUGCCUGAAACACUUUGUGGCUGAUCCUGUACCUCACAGAAUGAUGUCUCAUAACACAGCCUUUGUGAACAGUUGAUUCCUUCUCUCUGAAAUGCAGUGCCAAUGCCAAUAAAUGCAGGGAAACAGA